AUUCCACUAGACCUCAAGAUUGGCCUAACGUCAGCAUAUGUGGUAAUUUUCCUCGUAGCUCUAUUUGGCAACUCGGUUGGUUUCUACGUGGUGGUAAUUAAAAAGGAAUCUUCAUCCACCAGCGUGACAAACCUGUUCAUUGGCAACAUGGCCGUUGCAGAUCUGCUGCUAACUAUCACGAUUAUGCCGUUUUCGGUCGCCUUUUUGUACCAUGGCAUCACUCUUUGGAUAGGAGGAACGUUGGGUACUAUUACUUGCAAAGCGUUUUUUUAUGUCAUGCCAGUUUCUAUUUCCGCCUCUGUGUUUACAAUGAUGCUGAUUUCGUUUGACAGAUUUUACGCCGUAUUUUACCCGUGGAAAGAGAAAUUCUUCCAAAAGCCAAAAGUUUUGUCAGCAAUUAUAUGGAUCUCAUCUUUUGGGUUGAUGACUCCUUACGUUUUAAUGUUUCAAACAACUGAGGUACAACCAGGCGUAUACUAUUGUUGGCAGGAGUGGCCAUGGGCACCACCAAACGACACAGACUUCACCGAAACAUAUAAAGUGUUAAAAAGCUUUCACAUAUGCCUUUUUGUCAUACUGUACGCGUUACCUCUCUCAGUAACAUUAUUUAUUUACUUCUUAAUUUGCCGAAAAUUGUGGCUGCGUAAGAUUCCAGGAAAUGUAACAGAUAGCAAACUCGCUGCUGAAAAAAGGUUAAAACGCAAGGUUAUACGUUUGCUUGUCAUCACAUGCGUGGUAUUUGCAGUCUGCUGGUUUCCAGUCUAUGUGAAUCAUUACUUCUCGUACGUACGAUCUGAUCAAAAACACAAGUUGCCAAUUAGAGUUCAGAUGCUAUUCAACUGGAUAGCACAUGCAAACAGCGCUUUAAAUCCAUGCCUUUACAUUCUACUGAAUGAAAAAUUUCGCCAAAAGUUUCAAGCAACCCUGCACAAUUUACUGCAAUUUGGUUCCUCAAAAAACAAUUGCAGUGACACUAAGUCAAAUAAUAAGAGGUUUUUAACAGUUGCGACUCAGCGUAAAACCGAUGCUUAUACGUUACCACAAAGCCCAACGAAGGCCAAAUCUGGACAAACAAACUUAUCGCUUUCUUUGAUGAGUGUCAGAGAGAACCGUUCGCCACCAAAUGGCCGGACUAAGACUUCCCUGAAUAAUAACACAAAAGAAACCAAGGAUGACGUCGUCACCGAGGCAAUCUAAGUGUUGGUCUGGGAAGCAGCAGAACUUGGGCUGCUGCUCUGAGCUGUUUUCGACUUUCUGAGUCAUUUACAGGGGGCUGUACGUGCACUUGGUGCAAGAACAACAUUGGAAACCUUUAGAUAGACAAGGACGACAGUUAACUUUACGUUUUUUGCGUAUUCUCAAAACCUAGACACCCUGGAAUGGUUCACUAGUAUUGAAAAAAAUCUCGUUCUCGUAGUCACCCUAGUCUCAGAAUCUAAACUGAGGUCUCUAGUGUCUGGAUACUAGCACACUGAUAGUGUUCUUCUCACACCUUAAAAAGCUCGUGUACCGGAUAUGUAAAUGUAUGUGAUAUUUAACUGAAUUGACGCCAGUUUUUUAUCAUCUGUUCUCUUAUUGAUGAUAAAAUGAAGAUAUAACAUUGUCAAUAUUUUGUACUUUCAGACCAAGUUUGGAAAGAGUUAGAGCCAACAAGGGUAUUGUAAAUUAACAAAAAUUUGGAUGCUGGUUUGAGUAUGGAGAUUUAUUCUAACAGAGUCCGGUACGAUAGGUCAGUUUGCUUGUCAUACAGGGAAAUGUGUAAAUGCGCUCGAGCAACGUACACCGGUUGUGCCGGCUAAUUUCAUUGGAUACCGUCAGGAGCCCAUCAUAGGCUCCUGAUACCGUAUAUCUUCUUUUAAGUUCCCACUGGGGCUCAUAGUCAGUGUUUCGUUCAGUAAGCAAUAUUGCCAGUUUCACCUGUGGUAUCGUACUGGAUACCGGACAACGAAUGUAAAGCCCCCCUUUUUCAAUAAGCCCCCUCCCUUUUCAGGGGAGAAAAAUUAUUAAGUCCCCUUCAGUCUUUGAAGCUCCCCUUACCCUCUCCCUCGGCUUUUUUUAGAUGACAAACUGUUUGUUUCUUAAUAAUAAAGAGGAGAAGUCUUUACGUCACGUUGCCAUGGUAGCAACAUUUUUGGAUGACAACAAACUGAAAAUUCACUUCACUCAUUCAAACUUCAUUGAUCUUAUUCAGCUUCAUUUAAUUUGUCAAAUGUUAGCAAAAUUUUCUGGAUUUAAUCCAAAAGGACCGUAUCUGAGUUUAGAAAAACAAAAAUAAACUUUUUGUGUUGUGUUCACUUACUCCGUGAAGAGGCCGCGUGAAAUUAGGAAGUUUCAUGUCGCAGUACUGCAAUGACGGCUAAGAAAUGUACAAAAAAAGCGUGAUGCACGUGCAAAGUUGUUGUUUUGCUAAUCUAAACUUAUCGAGGUUUUUUUUUGCCGUUCUCGUUACUGUCGCCGACGUCGUUGCUUAAUCUCGGCCCAGGAGCCUUAUUGUUGUCAUCCAGAAAUUUGGCUACCAUGGUAACUUGACGUCAAAAUUCUUCUCUCUAUUCGUUAAAAAUGUAACACUUCAUGCGGAAUGAUCCGGUAUGAUUUAUUCACAUGCUUCAGCUGCAUGACCUACAACACUUUGUAUUCUAGUUCUCUAUGGAGGAUUGGUGUCAUCAUCUUCGCUGGAUGUAAAUAAACCCCCACCCCCUCAAAGGGGCUUGAAAUAAAUUGGCCCCUGUGGGAACUUAAAAGAUGAUACAGUAUCCAAUGAAAUUAGCAUAAUCGUUAAACGUUGCUCGAGCGCGUUUACUCAUCAGUAGCACCCAACGAGAAUAUAGUUCAAAACCACUUAAACAUAGCAUUGUUGAACGUAUUUUAGUAUUUAAAAGGUAGAUAUAGGCAUAUUUUUAUCCCCUAAAAAUUUUUUAUCUGUUCGGAUUUUCUAGCUGAAAGUCUAGUGAUCCGAAAAUUACAGGGAUCAAAACUUACCUUUUCGAAAAUUUCAGCCAGAAAAAAGGCUCCCGAAAAUCCUAAGUGACCUUUUUAGGCUAAAAAUCCGUUAAAAAUUGGCAAUUAUACCAUUUUGUAAAUGUUCGAAAUUCCUAGGAGAGGCAGGCAAGCUGGAAAUGUUAGAACAAAUGUUCCGAAAAUUCUAGAUCUCAAAUCGUCUUCCGAACAGAUGUUUCCAAAAAUUGACGUUGGGUGCCUCUGACUCAUUGCCCUGUGGCAAAGACCUAUCCUGCGGGCCGUGAUAGAAUAAAUCCCCCCAUUUUCAACAUUUUACCUCCCAUAAAACAAUUGCUGAUCAUGAAGUGUACAUAGCGACUCUGAAUUCAAAGAAAUGUAAAAGUCAUAAUUAACUUUUAGAGCAGUUAAUACCUUUCACACCCAGUUUCCUAAAAAGCAAUUGACAAAAAAAAUAACAACAACACAGAAUAUUUAAUGUUCCCGCGGCAGGGCAGAAAUAAAAAAAGACAAGGUUUCUCCAUUGACCAUUAUUUCCACCUGUUGAAUUAAUUCUCCAACACAGGGUUUGUGUUGGAAUAAAUGGAACACUGCGUCGAUCUCUAUUGGUUAUUAGUAAAAUCCAACUAGUGGUCUAUUAUCAAAUCUGUGUUCUGAUUGGUUGAGCUACUACUAGAUUUUAUGUUAUAGCCCACCAGUAGCGAAAAGCGCCGGCUUUUUGGUGGCAAAAAAGGAUUAAAGUCUAGCUUGAACUAGCUAUAGUUGUUUUGUCGCAAUAUUUUUGACCAAGUACUUGGAUUUUACUAAAACAAUUAUCCCUCUCGCCCCCAUGGCCUCUGAGUCAAUAGCUAUUGAUUCGGCAGAGCAGAGCCGGUCUCGAGGAAUAAUUGUUAAAUAUACAUAUAGCAUGCCAUGCGAUUUGUCGCUAAUUUUAGUGUAUAACUUAGAUGGUAAAUGCAAAAGGUAUAAAUUUGAUAGGAAGUGAUAUAGGAGUAAAAGGGUUCUUAAGUUACAUAGGACUUACAAUGUAUUACAAGGAAUGAUACGAAAGUUACUCUGUUGCAAUUGAUCUCGUCAAUUAAGGCAGUAUAGGUGAAAGGAUAUCUUCUUCGUUCAUGAGCUAAGCUUGUCUUGCUUUCGUUCCCACGACCAAUGUUUCUCGCAAAGUGUGACUUGUGAACCUUACAGAGGUGAUGAAACAGUUGUCACGUCACCUCCUUAAAUUUGACGUCGUUGGUUAAAUGACAAACUUAUCCUAGCCUGUUCCAGGCGUUCAGAUAGUGGGGAGCGCUGCGAAGUAAACUCCCCAGUCCCCCUCUUUUUAUCGCUUUCUUUACUUCGCACUGCUCUCCACUAUCUGAACGCUUGGAACAGGCUAACUGAUCCUGUCUGAUCGCGGACCUGUCCUCAUCACAGUGCACGUGACCGCUGACUGAUGUCAUUCAGUUGGAUAACAUGGUAACUUUACUGAGUAAUUUACUCUAUUCGAACGCAAACAAAUAGUACUCGUGGUUUUCGUUUUGGUUACAGCUAAUCUUGUGUAGUAGAAAGUCAUUAAUUUCCUGACUGAAUUACAUGGAAAGGGUGGGAUGAAUUGAAUUAAAUAAACGAAAUGAAUUAUUAAAAAUUGACAAAACGAGUUUUCACUUUCUUCUUGGUUACAGCCAAGUUAAGUCAAUAUUUGUUGAUCGUUCUUUAUGCUCACAACUCCACGAUCUACAUGUAUAAAAAUAAGAGCUAGCCUAGCUUGAGCUUAUCUGUAACAUGACCUAAUCCUUGUAUAAAAAAGCCUUUUAAAAGAACUGCAAAUAACCCCUUAACUCAGAAGCUCGAAAAUCAUAUCAUCUCUUCUUCUUCUUACAGGGGUACCCAACGAGAAUAUAGUUCAAAACCACUUAAAAAAUAGCAUUGUUGAACGUAUUUUAGUAUUUAAACGGUAGAUAUAGGCAAUUUUUUAUCCCCUAAAAAUUUUUCAUCUGUUCGGAUUUCCUAGCUGAAAGCCUAGUGAUUCGAAAAUUAUAGGGAUCAAAACUUACCUUGUCUUCGAAUAUUUCAACCACAAAAAAGGCGCCUGAAAAUUCUAGGUGACCUUUUUAGGGUAAAAAUCCAUUAAAAAUGGGCAAUUAUACCAUUUUUGGGGGGUGCGAAAAUCCUAGGAGAGGCAGGCAAGCAAGAAAUUUAACAACAAAUGUUCCGAAAAUUCUAGAUCUCAAAUCGUCUUCCGAACAGAUAUUUUCCAAUAGUUGUAGUUGGGUGCUCCUGUUCUUACUGCAUCUUUUUGCUACUGUCCUUCUUCGAACUCUCGCUUUAUUUGGGCACGAGGCUUGUGCUUUCAUUCUUGUCCCAGGCUUUUUAGCUCUCCAACAUAUGGACAUAUGCGUUGACCGAGGACGGUUUCGAACACACUUCACUCCUGUAAAAUUCUCCAAAAACCCAUCGGCGAAAACGCUCGAAAACUGUUUCAUACACAAGUCUUCCACCGGAUCAGCAAAACGAAACGAAAAAAACUCAUACUACAGCCCUCCCCUAGUUGGGAAGUCACAUGAAGACACGAUCACAACGCACUUUGAUUGGAAGAAAUAAAAACGAAUGCUUGAUAGGUGAGAGGACCAAACUGCAACGGAGGACACAACUGCAACGCUACACAAGGAUCCUUCAAGGCCAACACCGGGGUUGAGAUUGCUUAACGCAGGGUCCCGAUUACACUCCUCCCAGUACUUCACGGGCGGGUGCGCGUUUUGUUAACUGGGCUGCGUAGCACGUCCAGUUUAUAAAAUGGGUAGAUUAGUGGGAAAAAAUGAACACUAUCAAUUAUUAACCCAGUAACCCAGAGGGUGUUGCGUGAUCUAUAAAGCAUGUUUGUCCACCUUCGCAUAGCCUAUUCACAGACCCUCUAUUUUCUCUUCAAAGUUCGUCGUGCGCGCGUGAUAAAAAAUAAAAACCGUGGGGGAUUUGUUGACCACCAGCGCAAGGGGGUAGGCGUGGGGGAAAAAGAAGCUUUCGAAAACGAAAAGAAAAAUAAAGUAACGUCUGUGUACAGGCUAAUCUUCGCAGAGUUCGUCCCAUGAAAGGGACUCUGGAUUCCGGAAUCCUAGAAAUUUUGGCUUUAAAUGUGGAAUCCGGAAUCCCAGAAAAUUUUACUUGCGAAAUCCGGAAUCCUACCAGCAAAUGGAAUCCGGAAUCCAAGUUCCAAUGACAACAGAUUAGAAUCCCGUACCUAGAAUCCGGAAUCCACAGCGUGGAAUCCGAUCCAGAAUCCAAGACUGUCUUGGAUUCCGUUGCAUGGGGCGACCGAGUCUGUUUAAAAAAACGUAUUAAUUCUGUUCUUUUAAUACAAGUAACACACGCCUUUUGGAGGCCUAAAUUUCGGAUAACGAUAAAGAAGACUUCCAACGAAAAAAGUCUUUUUGCUCGACGGACCAAGAAAAAAUAUGCCUAUAUCUACCGUUUAAAUACUAAAAUACGUUUAACAAUGCUACGUUUAUUAAGUGGUUUUGAACUAUAUUCUCGUUGGGUUGCUCCUGAUCCCUGGCCUCUGUGAGCAGUGCCCCACAAGUCAAAAGCACUAUUGCCCUACGACCAAACUCACAUAAAGUGAAUUUGCCCCUUGCGAUGCUGUUAUCCUGAAUGGGAAGAGACAUUAAUUACCUGUUACUAAAGAUAAAGUACGUGUUGUCUGAUAAUACAAAGAUGUGUUUGAGGGCAUAAGGAAGUUACCUGGCGGGCCUUACCAUAUCGUAUCCAGUUCAAAUUUAAUGUUCAACCAGUACAACACCCACCAAGAGCAGUACCAGAAAAGAAGAAGCCUGCAUACGAAGAAGAACUAGAAAGCUUAGAACUAGAAAACUUAGCCGCUCACUCAAGUCUAAGGUAGUGUACAAGGCCAGCUGCUGGAAUUGCCACACUUCUGCCAUUGCAGAUCAUAUUUCUUCAACGGGCCCAAAGUUAAACGGCAUCACCUUGAGAUAUUAACAACCGGAAAUCAGACUGUAAAAUAAACUGAAAGAAACUUUAUGAAUUCGUGAUUUAAAACCUGCUUUAUAUGAAAAUGUCGGCAGUGCAAAACUUUUUCUCUUCUAGCAUCAUAUAUUAUAAUUUCCUGCAGACUUCAAAUUGAGUCUGUCAUCAUCAUUUGUUGUCAUUAGUUAUUGUUUUUACCUGUUGUUUUGGUUCCAGUCUUUUUCUAGAUGUUUAAAUUUUACUGUACAGGGUGUCCCAAAAGUUCGUUCCUCCUUUUGAUCAAAACUUUAUUUUUACAUGAAAUUUCUAGAAGAUAUAUAUUUCUCUCUCAAGUACAUGUAUUCAGAAUUUCAAUAACUGGUAUGCCCUUUUUAUUUUUUUUUUUUUUCACAUUCUGUCGCCGUUGCGGCAUGAAGUGGGAUACAGCGUGUAGACCCACAAAUGAUCCAUUUUGAGCUUUUUUAUCACCUGGUAAGCAGGAUCCAGUUCAAUCCCCAAACAAUAUUUGUUUAGUUUAGACAGCUGGAAAAAAUAUAUUUUGGGCAUUCAUCCAAAAAAGAUAAUCAUCGCGUCCCCCAUCCACAGCAAGGCUUUUGUAAUUCUUUACAAAUUUGAAACGAGCUGGGCGUUAAUUGGCAGGCUAAGUAGAAGUCUUUUUGGCAUCUCAGGGGACUAUAAUUUCAAACAUUUUAAACAGCUUUUCCCUUUUCCCCUUUUAUUUGGCUUGCUAACUAUUUGAGACUGAGCUUCCUUAACGAGUCUCCUAUUUUGUACCUAGCCCUCUUUAAAACUAUUGUAGCUGCUUUGUUCGGGGCCCUUUGGUCUUCCCCUUAGUUUCUUGCCUUCAAACCCUUCAUUUCUCCAUGAUCAUUCUACUACCCAACAUUUGUUUUUUUCCAGUUUUUGUAGCAGUUUCUACAACAAAUAAGCCAGUAAAUCGACGUAUACAGGUUUAUGCUCUCACGCAACUGAACGUUUUUGCGUUAAGGGGGUUUAUCUUUCGUGAUAUUCACAAAAAACAAGGAAGGAGUUCGAGCAAUUCAGGUUAUGAAAUACAAAAAAUAUGUGGCUGGAAAAUACACUCGCGCACGCGCACCUUUAACGCGGAAGUACACAAAUCGAAUAUUCGAGUCAAAAGAUGGCAUAACAAGUAUGAAAAAAGUGAAUUAGAUUGAAAGACACAACUUUUGUUUCAAUGAUUUGCUUACCAAGUCCAAUCGCACUGAAAUACAGACUUAUAAAGUAGAGGAACGAACUUCUGGGACACCCUGUAAUCUUUUUAACCGCCACUUCUGAAGAUGUAUGUUGUUACGUACGAAACGUCAAGUCUUUAAAAUCUUAGUUUUUUGCAACAUGCGUUGUUUCAUCAUGUUUGUUACCGCAGUUUCUGUUUUAUUUUUACAGAACUAGAAAGAUUAUGCAAAUUAGCAAUUAUUGAGGCCAGCUCUCGAAGCGUUCGUUUUUUGGCGUUUUUUCUAUUUGCCUUUUUCAGCGGGCGGGUGGAGAGAAUAAGGCUACCAAAAAACGAUUUAAAAAUUGUUUAAAAAUGUUGUGCAGAUUGCAACAGCCUGUACGGGAGAGAAGCGCGGGCGCAUUUCCCGAAAAGUGGUUGGUAAUCGAGCCUAAAUAUAUAUUGCCUGCGAAUUCAGCCGUCCCUCGUCGCUCCUCGCCGACUGGAACGGAUGAGUUUCGCGAAAUGUCUCUCGCAACGGGGAGUGAGCGGAGACGCCUGUAUAUUAGCAGGCUAAUAAAAAGCAAUUUUGGCGGGCUUUUUUUUAUUUCUAACCAAUACAGUCAAUACAUCUUCCCCGUAAGAACUGGUGACGCUCGGAAAAUAACUAAGUUCAUAGUUACAAAUAUACUUUUCAAUUUUUGACGACAAAUGAUGGAAACACCAUGAAUAAGCCGAAAAGCAUCAUUGUAAUUGGUAAAUAAUUAAACAGCCUCAUACGCCUGCAGGCAACACAGGACGAAAUAACGUGUUUCCGUAUUUUGUAAACUCGACGGAAACGGGAAGUUGCUUAUAUCCGUCACGUUUCCGCCCUGCGGAAACAUGGUGAUCUAGUUUUCCAUGGACGGGACGCGUUUCCGCCAUGUUUCCACGUCGGAAACGAACGAUCAUGUUUCCGCCACAUUUCUGUCAUCACAUUUCCGUUCUUUCUUGUUUCCGUUACGUUUCAGGUGACGAAUUUUUUUCUUUUUUUUAACCCAUGUCCAAGAUCGCAUGAUCAAUGUUUCGUAAACUUUGCCUUGGCGUACAAUCAAGGUGAAUAAAGGUAAAUUUACUCUCGAGAUUAAACGGUUCUCAUGCAUUACUCGCGCGCGUUGCAUUGAUACAAAGACUGUGAAGUGUGCGAGGUUGCCAUUGCUUUCCAUUCUAAGUGGUAAAAAUCGCAGAGCUUACCAACAGCUUUCAAUAUUUGCUAGAUUGAUGUUAAUCAGUACUAGUACUGGCGUAAAACUAAAAUGCUCUUAGACGGAGAAAACAACAGAGAAAACAGGAGAGAAUGGGGCCUAGAACAGAGCGGAGUGCUGGUCAGCGGACUUUUCCUUUGCUCAUGCUCAUUACGGUCAUUCUUUUUGGCGUCCAUUUUGGGCGCGUACUUCAUGGCUGAAUGCCAUAUACACGACAAGCCCACAAUGCCUUGCUAGUACCUAUAGUAGCUUCUAUGGGUUCUAGGAGCGUGGAAUCGGUAUAUUUUUGCUUUCUGAUGAUACCACAAGACAUCUAAGGGUUGUUAUGUAUAUUUAGCGACCCAUCGGCCUUCAGUAAUAGAUCGCUUUCCUCGUAAAGCGACUCUUUUCUGACACAAUGGAGCAGAAUGUGAGACAAAGGCGGAGGAUUGUGAUGGAAUACCGAUAGUAAGACGAGGUAAGCUUAACAGUUUUCCAUAUUUCAUUUUUGUGGUCUGUAGCAUUUGAGAUAAUGCUUGGGAGACAUAUUUGUUGACACAAAGCUGUGAUUGAUAAGUACAGUAAUUUCCCGAGCAGGAAACUGCAACAUAAUGAACCUGAAUCCUCUUACUAAACAAGGCAAGGCGCUGCACUGUGAGGUCUGUGAAAUGAUUGUAGAAAAAUGGUUAGAGGGUUCCAGUGAUUUUGUUACAAAUAGUAUAUGCAUGGUGAGUCCUGAGACUCAUUUUGUGAAUAGUCAAGAGUUCUGGCCUGUCCACAUGCACAACCAGUGAGUCCCAGUUAAAAAACAGGGAGUCCUUAAUUGAAAAUGCUUGGUAUGGGCCUUUUAACCAGACAGUUAAUCUGGAGACAGAUGCCAAGACUUUUUGUGACAGUUUACUAAAAUGAAAAUAUAGUCCUAUAUAUUUAAAGCACAAAAAGACUAAAAUGAUUAUAUACAUCUUUAAACAACAGCUACAGAAAUCGCACAAACAGGAUAUUCUACCAACAAAUCUUCAAAUCGAUCGAUCAUCCUUUGCAUCCUACGGGAUGCAUGCCAUGAAUUAUUUUGCGUCUUUGGAUAAUUUUUUGUGUGAGGGACACAAGAUGCAGAGGUAACAAAAUCACUGGGGUUUGAAACCAUUCCAAAUAGUGCACCAGUUUAAUUUACUGAGAAGGACGGUAACAAAUAUUGUUGAUCGUUUCAUAUGUCCAGGAAGCCCCUACACAGAGUUUUUUAAACAGCGAUGACCAAGUAUGUAUGCUACGGAAAUACAAAAACAUUUAAUCGAAAAUCAGGUUGUUGACCCGCAAAGGUUCGAUAAGUCAUGUAUUGACACGUGAUUUCGGUUACUCUUGCAAAGAGUUGACAAUAGUUCCAAAAGAGAGCUUAAUCUAAUAAUAUGAUAAUGCUUGACUGAGAACGCUCAAGAAAAAGUUGAAGCAUAUAUUUUUUUUCAGUAACUGUGAUCCCAGGAAUAGGUACUUCUUUGACGAGAACUCGGUGAUUAAAACAAUUGGAAAGUGAAGUUACUGUUGAGCAAACUUGUGAAGCUCAGUCGUAGUUGACAACUAUGUCUUGAAGUUCGCAAUUUGAUUCCCUAACUUGCUAAGUAAUUGGCUACUUCGUGAUGUAGUACCCAAUUUUCCAACGAACUUUGCAACAUGGUGUGGUAAAUAAUGUGAAAUCGACUGUAACAGAGUGAUCCAGACUUUAAGAGCACUUUCCAUUUGUCGGAACUGGCCAGCCGGACCAUUGUCCAACCAGUCGGUUUGAUAUUGAAAUACGCUUUUGCCAAGAGUUUUUGCUGAACAACCAUUUCCUUGGUGCAUACUACUUAGGAUUUGACUGAUCUGGCUGGAGAGAUUUGAUUAAAAUGGAAAUUCUCAUUGUGUUGGGAAUGGUUUGGCCGGUCAGUUCUGACAAAUGGAAAGCGCCCUAAGUCUUCAUUUCAGUGGACAGCAAAACCAGCAGUGGAGUUAAACUAGUAAAACCACUUUUAUUUAUCCUGUAUUACCCUGCAGUUCUAUGAAAACAUCAUAUUGACCAGGGGGAAGGAGGGUACUCCUUAAAUAUGUUCUCUUGAAAUCCAAACAAUGUUCCCACAACUUGCAAAGCAACCAGCAGAUUUGUUUACUGAUCAUUCCUUGAAUAUCCACACUCAUAGCUCAGCAUACAUUGUCGUCAGUUAAGAUGUUACAUGGUUGCGGUGACUGUCACAUUUUUUUUAGUUUCCCUUGCGUCUUCAAUACCAAGAAACAAUUACAACAUGUGAGAAAAACAAAGAGGCAUGAUAUUUUUGUCAAUUAUUGACUUAUUUUCUCUGUUGGUUCGCCUCUCACUGCUAAAAUAUUUACUUUAGGAAACACAUGUACAUGUAUAUCCAGCAUAUCACAUUGAAUGUUUGGCUUUCAAGCUAGAUCAAACUCUUUCGAAUGAAAGAGUUUGAUGCAGCUCAGCCAUUCAACAAAACCCACUCACAAAAAAAAAUUGAAUAGAUCAUUUGAUUUUUGAAGUCAGUCAAACAUUGAGUUGGGUUAUCAAACAAAGUGGAACUCACAUAAGGAACACUCGAAUGGAACAAAAACAAGCGUUUCAGUUCCAAGCAAUUGAUGACAAGUGUGUUAAUUAUUGAUCUAGUGUGAAAGCAGUCAAGGCGAUGUAAGAUCCUGCUUCUUUUAUUAUUUCCAUUUCAGAGUUAAAUUCUAAAAUAAACAUUUUGUUUACCAAGGAAAAAGUCUUUAAAUCUGCAAGUUGAAAUCAUCUUAGGAAUCAUCUCAGUUAUUACUCUUCACUCCUUAGUGGGCCUCAAUAAUAUUGUAGCAUAUUCUGAAUCCAGCACUUGUCAGAUUUCCCUGGCUUGUUGAGUUGACUCAGUUUUCACAUUUUAUUUUUUUCCAAUAUAAUUUGGUUUGUUUCGAUUUUGUUCAGGCAUCAAACUCUCCAGAAAGCUGGUUUGAUAUUGUUUGAUGGCCAAACUGUUUUGUUCGGGGGAGUUUGAUGGGAACUUUGUUUUGCGUAAUACAUUGUACACCAGAAGUAUACAUUUACUGCAGUAAAUUAUCUGCUGCCCACCAGGGUUAUCGCUUUACAAGUUGUGAGAACAUCAUUUCUUGCACCCAGACCUUGUUACUUUCCCCUGCUUCGCCUGGUAUUGACCCUGUACGUGUAGAUGAUAAUGUUCAACCUGAGGGAGGUUGUGCCCUUGAAAAGUAGGCUUUUUGUUGCUGGUACUGGUAAUCAUAGACAGCCUCUGUUUACAUUUACAUGUACAUGUAACCCCUGGUCCAUAGUCUUAACGUUGCAGGUUGCGGGCAACGUAAUGUACUAGCUAUUACUAUGAAACACAACUGUAUGCAUGUAAAAUUAUUGUAAUGUGAUGAAUCAGGGUUGUCAGAAAGUUUUGAAGUAGACAGCUGAGUUGUCAAAAAUAAUAAGCGGCCAGUAAAUUAUAUGUAUAUUACUCAUUUAGUAUUUUUUAUUCGUAUGAGAAUAUCUACAUUAGUAAAGUUGUCUUACUGCUAAAAGGUUUUCCCUCCCCCCCCUCCCCCGAUAGCCUGGGGAAUAGCUUCUGUGUUUUACUUAUUAGCACUUUGUUUUGUUUUUCAUACAACAGGCCAGGCAGAUCACCUUGGUAUGUGAUGUUGGUGUAGAACGUUCUCUCAAAGCAGGCUGGUUCAUGGAACUUAAUUUCAGUCUCAAGUUACUGUGCUUUAUGCUUAGUCCAGUUCUGCAAAUGUUAAUCUUGAAAUACUACUUCUAUGCUAAAGACAAAAAAUGUCCAACUGCUACCUUGAGUGGGCAAGGUGAAGCAAACCUUGCACUCUAAUUGGCUACCCAAGGGGGCAAGGUGAGCCCAUUUUGCCCACUUGGGAUUUCCUGCGUUGGUCCCGCAAGUAAAAGUUCUCUUCUUGGCCAUGUAAUAAUUCAUUUAUUGACCAAGGUUGUUCAUUCAAGAUGGCUGAAUAUUGACCUCAUUCAUUUUUGUAUUUUUAUUGACCAAGACCAGGCUGUGCUCUGUGGCCCGUUACGCCUACAUCUGUAACUUUUGUUCUCAGGCGACUAGAAAAUCUUUGGUUUUUCAUAGAAAUCAUUUGCUGGGCACACUGGAUUUCACAAGUUCAGAGUGCUGGACUGCCUUCAAUUUUUCUUAGAGCACAACCUUGCAAGGGAAGGCAGGGUCAAUAAAGACGCAAAUAUCCAGCCAUCUUAACCUCACACCCGGUCAAUAAAGCAUAAUUAUUUAUUACAAUUUUAUGGUUGAAUCCGUGAGCGGGCAAGGUGAAGCAAAUCCUGUGUUCUAAUUGGCUACUCAAGUGGGCAAACCAAUCAAGCUUGUUCGGUAAAGAUAGCUGGGUAUUGGCCUCGCAAAAAAGAGCCUGGCCAAUAUCCAGGCAUCUUGACUGAAUGUUGGUCAGUAACGCAUAAUCAUUUAUAACAAUAAUAAUUAUUAGAACUUUGUGAACAUCUUUUCCAGAAAGGCAUUUUAUAUUGCUUUAAAAGGGCUAGGUUAUGCUAUACUAUAUUUUGUUCUUUGAGAGGCUUAAAUGUGUCUUGGCUUAAAUUAAGUUCCAAAAAUAAUGGUCCAGUUCUGUUAUUUAAAACUUAAUUGAGGCAUUGGCACUGUUUCCCAUCACCUCUUGUUAUGUAUGACAAAGAUGAUCAUGGAUUGAAACUUGGCCAACUUUUUCAAGGUUAAAAUAAUGCUGUGACUGCAUAAAUCACCAAGAAUUAUUAUGGUUUGUGCUUCUUGAUGAAAUUGGCUUGAUGCAUGUAUCUUCUUCAUAACUCUACAAGCCAAGCAUUUUGUGUGAGGGUAAAGACACUAAGGGCGCUUUCCAAAAGUCGGAACUGGCCGGCUGGACCAUGGCUGGAGCAGUUAUUUUGACAAUGAAAUAGCUUUUUCCGAAGAGUUUUUGCUGAAAAACCAUCACCUUUGUGCAUUAGUAUUUAGGUUUUGACUGAUCUAGUUGGAUAGUUGUGAUUAAAAGUGAAAUUCUCGUUACUACUGGAAUGUUCUGGCCGGUCAGUUUUGACAAAUGGAAAGCGCCCUAAGUAAUGACUUCAGCAUAGAAGUGACCUAAAACGUACACAUGAAACACAUAAACCGUUUUAGCAGACUUGUAUUAUGUAAAACUGUAGCCAUACUUUGUUUGUUGAUGUAUUUUUUGCAUUUCAAUCUUUGCAGUGGUCAUAGAAAAUUGUGUAGUUUAGACCACCAUGUUAGAAGAGUAAGAAUAUUUCCUGACACCAUAAUUAUAAAAUUAUCCUGAAGCAGAAUGGUCAUAUGAGUAAGUGGUAUAUGGUCAUACAGGUUAGUAUAGCACUUAGUGGGACUGUUGACAGGAACUGAUGUUUUGACAAUGCCCAUGAAAAUGAUGAUCACCUUGUUGUCUAAACGUUAGUCGCUGUCAACGACAGUCCUGCUCAGGACUACAAUGUACAUUCACCCGACAAAUCAUAUUCCACUUUGUUGAAAUAAUUGUUAUAGACAGCCAAACAUAUCACUAGCCAUAAACUGCACAUGAAAGUGACUAUCUGCUAUAAAGGAUAUUAAUUUGUUAACAGAUUUGACAUUUUCUUUGCCAAAAAAACACUACGUAGUCCUACAGAAAAUUUCUAGUGGAUUUCCCAAAGGAAGCCUCUUACUAUUCCUGUUCAUUGCUAGUGUGAAUAGGCACUCACAUUUAAAAUGUAAUUUAACUUGACCAAUGUAAUGAAUAAAUACCAUAAGAAGACCUGAUUGUCAGUUUAGGAAGCAAGAAGAAUAAAGAAAGUACUUGGAAAGAUUGCUGUGGUAUUAUUUUGUGCAAUAAAAAUGUCGAGAGAAUGGGUUUUUGUAACUAUAGAUGGCGGGAAAACCACCCCAAGAUGGUGAAAAGCGCUUUUUUCACGAUGGAAAUAACUUGAAAACACCAGUUCCCGACUCGUAAACUCGUGUUUCCGCAAUAGUUACAUCCGAUUACGUUGACGGAAACAUGAAAUUGAAUUGUUUCCGGAACGUUUUCGCGUGUUUCCGCAAGGAUGCCACGCAUUUACUCUUGCGGAAAUACGUGUUUGCUUAGACGGAAAUUUGACGGAAACGUAAUGUAUCCGCUAACGGAAACAUGUGAUUACCGUCAUGUUUCCGCAACGGUUUUACGUGUUUACGUUAAGUUUCCAUUUACGGAUUCUUGAAAUUUCGUCCUGUGCAAUUUAUUUAGGUUUAAAAGCGAUGAAACCAAUUUCUUGAUAAUUCAUCUGCGCAAGUAAAAGAUCUAAUAGAUAGAUACCAGUCGUUUCAGCUCUUACCUAUGGCAAAAACUCUGCGUUUAUUUAAAUUUAGGGGUCCAAGAGGGGGUUUUUAAUAAAUAGGAGGCGUUUAUAUUCAUAACUUUAAAAAACUAGACGGAACUAAUAUAAGUAUCAUGAUUUGUGAAAAUAUCAAUAGAUAUCGUUAGUUAUCUUUACUUCAAACUUGACAUUGAAAAAGGUGGAAUACACAAGGCUUUGUUAAUGAAGCAAGAAACUGCACGGCUACACGGCAGUAGCUCGACUUGGUUUCAAACGUUGAGCUACUGCCGUGCCGAACUCAAUUCAUAAAUCAUGAAUACAUUAGAAUACAUUUAAAAGUUUGCUGAAUCGUUUCUUUAUUUUUGCGCUUUGUUUUCGGCAACAGCCGAGACAUUUAAUAACACGCGAAAGCGAAUUUAACUUAAAUUGUUCAUAGCCAAUAAUCUAAAACUAAAUGUAACACCUGCUAGGUAGAUUAGAAUGAUAUAUUAUGUUCGCCCGUCAUAGUUUAGACAUCCUGUUCAGAGUUUUGUAUUUGUUGACUUUUUCAACCAGCUUCAAUAGAGCUGAAACAGAGAGGAAAACGAAUUCGGAAAAUCAUUUGUCAGGUAUUUCGUACUAAGUCUUUCUUUCUGCUUUAAAUGAGAGAAAUGCAUCUGAUUCAGUUUUAUUUGAAUGUUUAUGGGUCUUUACAAAAAUGACUAGAAAGGAAACAUUACCAAUAAGGAAUUUCAUACUCCCUAAAUAGCUAAAAAUAAUAUAACUAACUCACCAAAUUAAAGACUGAGACUUGAAAUCCCCCGGUAACAUACCGUUAGAUUUCGAAAAUAAGCCCCGGCCCGGACUUAUAUUUUUCAAAGGCCCUUUUUGAGGAGCUUAUUUUUGGAGGGGGUUAUAUUCGGAGUGGCUUAUCUCCGAAGGAAAAUUUGCGAUUCAAAAUCGAUUGGGCUUCCCUUCUAGUUUGAAGGAAAUUUACCGUUUUUGCUUUGUUUUACUUUGUCUUUAAGGGCAAUUUCCAAGUACCAACCCCCGGGGGGGGGGGUUAUAUUUGGAUGGUCGAUUUAACAGAGGGUUUUUUGCGUUACGAGUUUGAGGGACUUAUACAUGGAGGGGCUUAUUUUCGAAAUUUUUCAGUAACAGUAAAACCAUCGAGCCAGCGAAUACUGAGAAGUCAGAUACCUUGAUUGGUUUUGUGGGGUCACGUUCAGAAAAGGGUGUGUUACUCAUGAAAGUAGGCCAAAGCAAUGAAUUGAAAUUGAAUGUAACAGCCGUAAAUAGUGAACAGCAAUCUUGAAACCACUAGUCUGUAGAGUUAUGUGGUGAACUUUGGCACUAUUUGUAGCUAGAAUAUUCGUAGUCUCCACAUCAAUCGGUUGGGGGAGCUCACUCUCACAACGUGUAAAAAGCUAGGAUGAAUCAAGGGGAUCGGUUAGAGAAUCCUCUGAGCUUUCUCAAAAUGGCCGCCCCCACCCACUCGUAAUUAACUCAUUCUCACUUAGUUUCGCGAGUAUUAAACUACGCGAGUUUCGCGAUUGGCAAAAAAUCGCUAAAUUUAAUACUCUCGAAAUCUAAAAAUCGCUACAGAUCCCUAAAUAUCGAGAAAUUAGAUGCUCGCGAAAUAUGGCCCAUGAUUUUUCGCGAUAUUGAAUUCUCGCGAAAUUAAGUGAGAAUAAGGUGGCCCUGUUAACCCUUUAAGUCCCAUGAGUGACCAACAUCAUAUUUUCUCUUAACAAUAUCAGUUAUAAUCAAGAAGAAAGGUUAUGAGAAUUAAUGAAAUGAUCACAGAAGGAAAUGCUUUGAUCUUUGACAAAUUCUCUCAAGCAGUUUUUCAAGAAAUGUAUGGAGGCCUGUGUAGAGAAUUUGUAUGUUGAUCUUGGGGCUUAAAUGGUUAAGGAGGAGGGGGGAAUGGGGGGAUACUUACAUCCCCUGUCCUGAAUUUCAAAACCCAUGGUCUAUGUCGAUAUUUCACUAAAUUUUGAGCUUUUCAUCUCAAGUUGAAGCUUUUGCAAGCUUUUAAACCUCUCUGAAGGUCUUUUAUGGAUGUUUUCGGAAAUGGUGCGUGGGGGGAGGCGAACAUUAGGCCUUUCCCGAUUGUGCUCGGCAACUUUUGAGCAACGUUUUGGCGUUUGGAGCAACUUUUUGCGGUUCUAGCAACCUCGAGCAAACUUGCCUUUCUGAGCAACUUUUGAGCAAAUUUUAGGUUUAGAGCACAUAUCAAGUACGAAAAAGUCAAAAAUUGCAUAGAAAACUUCAGUUCAUGCGAAUGUCUUGAAUGUUUAUCAAUUUUUUUUUUUAUUUUUCUUUUUUUUUUAAUUUCUUGUUUUUGAAUUAAAAAUAGCUAAGUUUCCAGCUAUUUUUCUUAACUGAUGUUAGAAAUUAUUGUGAAAAACGAAAAAUAAAGCUUUUAAUCAACUUUUAUAUAAAAAUAUCAAGAAAUUCAGGUGGCAACUUUUGAAAUUUAGGCAGCAACUUUUUGGAUUCUUGGCAAUUUUUUAGCAACUUUUUGGCAUUCCAGUUAGCAACUUUCCAGCAUUUUACGAGCACAAUCGGGAAAGGCCUAGCGAGCAUGGAGUUAUUCUUUGAAGUUCAUUUCUUAUUUUUUUAAGGUUCCGACUACCAUUCUCUUGUGGAAAUUUUAAAUCUCCAAGAUCCAAAAUGAACAACUUAACAGGAUUUAACGGUAAGUAAAAUCAGCUUCAGGAAGAAGAAAGUAUUUUAGCUUAAUGUGGCUAUGUCGCGCUAUUUUUUAUCUUCUUAAAAAGCGGAAAAAACGUGUGUUCGCAUCAACUUAAUUUCAAAAAUGAUCUUCCAGUUGUAUUAUUUAACACUAUCCGCUAUAGGUUUUUUCCACCAACAGUCUCUUAUUUUUCUUUUAAAUCACUGACAGUAGAUCGAGAGCUCGCGUAAGGGGCGAGCGGCAAAGCCGCAAGGAACGAGGGCGGAAAUCCCAGCAAAAGAGAUCCUGACGAUCCAAAGGAUCCUAAAGGCAAGAAGUCAUCAGUUAUAUUCUGAUGGGAUGUUCAGCCUGAGCUGGGCUGUUUUGAAAGUUCAAAAACUAAUAUUUUGUACUGUUACUCGAGUAUCAGUUAGCCUGAAUGCCAAAGAGUAAACGUCACUCAGUGGUUAGAAAGUUAACGGUCUUCCGUCUCACGGCGGCUCAUUUCUAAUUUUCUUGCUUCAGUGGAACCCCGUUAACAAAGAAACAUGGCCGUAUUAACAAGGUUUUUUUACAAGAAAGUUUAUGGCCGUUUUGCCGUGCAGCCAAAAAAAGUGGCCUUAAUAACGAAGUGACUGUAUUACCGAAGUGGCCGCGAGGCGGUGUUCCACUGUAUUGAAUAACGUGAUGUACCAGCGAGCUAAAGUUUAGUAGCUCUGUAUUGUUUUUUUCAAUCGUUUAAAGGGAACCUCCACUUCAACAAAAAGAUAACUUUAAAUCACAGGAAAUAACUGUUACAGUCAAGUCAAUCUAAAAUCUUUUUAAAGAAAGCGUUUGUAUCCGAAAGAAAUAACUUUUAGAUUCGCCUAUUUUUGUUUUCAAAUUUUGCAGGCGUCGCCAUCUUGAAUAAUUGUAACGUGUAAUGGUUGCCCUAUUGUUAUUAAACAAAAGCUUUUUGUGUCAGAACAAUAGAGCAACCGUAACACGUCACAAUUAUUCAAGAUGGCGGCGCCCGCGAAAUUUGAAAGUGAAAAUAAGCGAUUUUAAAAUUCACUUUUCCUGAUAUAAACACUUUUUUUAAGACAAAUUUCGAACAAAUUUGUUUAUCAACAUAAUUUUAUUCGAUUUGAACUUAUUCUGUAGUAAGAGUGGAGGUUCCCUUUAAACUGAAGCUCCGAAUUUUGAUUUGAUUUACAUUCAUUUGCUAUGAACUUAACAGGUUAUUUUGGUUCUUCUUUAGAAACAAACAUCACUCACUCUUCGAACGUAACCCUACUCCCACCACAACCAAGCAGACAAAGUGCAGUCGUUAUCCCACUAGACCUCAAGAUUGGCGUAACGUCAGCGUAUGCAGUAAUUUUCUUUGUAGCUCUGUUUGGUAACUCGGUCGGUCUCUACGUGGUGUUAAAGAAAUUUUCAUCUACCAGCGUGACAAACCUGUUCAUUGGCAACAUGGCCGUUGCAGAUCUGCUCCUAACAACCACGAUUAUGCCAUAUACGGUCGCCUUUUUGUACCGUGGGCGUCUUUGGAUCGGAGGAACGUUGGGUAGCAUUACUUGCAAAGGGUUGCAUUAUGUCAUGCCUGUUUUUAUUUCCGCUACUGUUUUUACAAUGAUGCUGAUUUCGUUUGACAGAUUUUACGCCGUAUUUUACCCUUUAAAAGGGAAACUUUUCCGAAAGCCGAAAGUCUUGUCAUCAACCAUAUGGGUUUUAUCUUUUGGGUUAAUGACUCCAUAUGUUUUAUUGUUUCAAACAAGAGAACGGCAACCAGGCGUAUACUAUUGUUUUCAGGAGUGGCCAUGGGCACCACCAAACGACACAGACUUGAGCGAAACAUAUAGAGUGCGAAAGAUCUUUCACAUAUGCGUUUUUGUCAUUAUAUACGCGUUACCUCUCACCAUGACAAUAAUCAUCAACUGCUUAAUUUGCCGAAAAUUAUGGCUGCGUAAGAUUCCAGGAAAUGUGACGGAUACCAACCUCGCUGCUGAAAAAAGGUUAAAACGCAAGGUAACACGUCUGCUGGUCAUCACAUGCGUGGUAUUUGCAGUAUGCUGGUUUCCAGUCUAUGUGAAUCACUACUUUCGGUUCGUACGACCGGAUCAAUCGCACAAGUUACCGUUUAAGGUUCAGCUGCUAUUCUACUGGAUAGCACAUGCAAACAGUGCUUUAAAUCCAUGUCUUUAUAUUCUCCUGAAUAAAAGAUAUCGCAAGGCGUUUUUUGCAACCCUG
Porites lobata is the source of this 20468-nucleotide messenger RNA. The record is from the annotation of a GenBank genome assembly. NCBI's taxonomy places the organism in Eukaryota, Metazoa, Cnidaria, Anthozoa, Scleractinia, Poritidae.